Molecule: messenger RNA, 1358 nt
Organism: Argentina anserina (silverweed cinquefoil)
Lineage: Eukaryota; Viridiplantae; Streptophyta; Magnoliopsida; Rosales; Rosaceae
Product: WD repeat-containing protein DWA2
Exons: 13
Coding region: 85-1137 (350 amino acids)
Biological process (GO): protein ubiquitination
Molecular function (GO): protein binding
Source: RefSeq, a predicted model, not a curated record
CAAAACGCAAGAAGACACAAAAAAAGAGGAACAAGAAGGUGAAGCAGUAGGAGUUCAUGCAAGAAAUGAAGCAGUAGUGGAGCAAUGCAAGGAGGCUCAUCGGGUAUCGGUUACGGUCUCAAAUACCAGGCUAGAUGUAUAUCAGAUGUUAAAGCUGACACAGAUCACACCAGCUUCAUCACCGGCACUCUCAGUCUCCGAGAAGAAAAUGAGGUGCAUUUGAUUCGGCUCUCUUCGGAUGGAACUGAGUUAGUUUGUGAGGGCUUGUUUUCGCACCCUAAUGAGAUCUGGGACAUUUCGUCCUGCCCAUUCGACCAACGCAUUUUCUCUACUGUUUAUUCUACUGGUGAAUCAUACGGAGCAUCAAUAUGGCAGGUUCCUGAGUUGUACGGGGAGCUAAAUUCUCCUCAGUUGGAAAUAAUUACCACCCUUGAUGGAGAUGUUGGCAAAAUCAAGUCCAUUAUUUGGUGGCCAUCUGGAAGGCAUGAUAAGGUGAUCAGCAUCGACGAACAAAAUAUAUGCUUAUGGAGCUUAGAUCUUUCAAAAAAAAGUGCUCAGGUUCAAUCGCAGGAGUCAGCUGGUCUUGUUGCUCAAUCUGGUGGAGCAUGGGAUCCACAUGACAUGAAUGCUGUUGCAGUAACGUGUGAAUCUUCCGUUCAAUUUUGGGAUUUACGGGCAAUGAAGAAGACAAAUUCAAUUGAACAUGCUCAUGUUCGCAAUGUUGAUUAUAAUCCAAAGAAGACACAUAUACUUAUGACUGCAGAAGAUGAAUCUGGAAUUCGUAUGUGGGAUCUGAGGAAGCCAAAGGUUCCUAUCCAGGAACUACCUGGACAUACACACUGGACAUGGACUGUCAGGUGCAACCCUGAGUAUGAUGGGCUGAUUUUGAGUUCUGGUACGGACUCAACAGUCAACCUGUGGUUAUCAUCUCAACCUAGCAACAAUGAAACAAUAACUGAAAGCCUUGUAGAGUCACCAAGUAAGCAGAUUAAUCCAUUGCUCCACUCAUACAGCGACUAUGAAGACAGUAUCUAUGGCCUCACUUGGAGCUCUCGUGAGCCUUGGAUAUUUGCAUCACUAUCCUAUGAUGGGAGGGUGGUUGUUGAAUCAGUGAAACCAUUUCUCUCUCGGAAAUAAGGUCCGCAGACUGCUUCAUUGCUGUCAUCGGCAUACUCGGUGCGUGUGAUUAUAAUUUUCUUUGUUGACUUUAACAAUCAAAUUCUGGAUUCACAUUUUUGGGUCAAUUAUGCUAUGUGAUUAUACAUGACAUUCCGACAUAACACCAACUGAAUUUUGGUUUGUAUUAGUGUAUUACCUCCGCUACUGGGGAACCCAAUGCUUUUAAUGAGGCAAAAGGG